AUGCAGAAUCCCGCGAAUUCUGCUAUGUUGUCCAACUCCGAUGGCUCACAACCAAAAUCGAUUACAAACCAGACCAAGUCUGCCUUACACCAGCACACGGCCUACCCCAAAGUCGCGAUAUGGGCUUCGAAACUCUCCAAUGCUAGCGUCAACUCCUUCUCCGGCGCAAUGGCCGGCAUGGCUAGUGGCAUUGUCACCUGUCCGCUCGAUGUCAUAAAGACAAAGCUGCAAGCACAAGGCUCCUUCUCGAAUCCAGGGUUGCAGCACACAGGCCCGAAGCCAAGUGCGAUAUACCAUGGCAUGCUGGGUACUGCGCGAACGAUCAUUCGGCAAGAUGGCUUGAAGGGCAUGUAUCGAGGUCUGGGACCUAUGCUACUGGGAUACCUACCGACAUGGGCAGUCUACAUGGCGGUCUACGAUGGCAGUCGCGAGUACUUUUAUGUACACGGAUAUGGUCAAAGAGAGACGGAUAAGUGGUUCGCACGGGUCUACGCCAGCAUAGCAGCGGGAGCAUGCAGCACCCUUGCUACAAAUCCCAUAUGGGUCAUCAAGACUCGCCUGAUGUCGCAGGUCUCGAGGAGUGCAUCUGAUGGAGCGCGGACACCAUGGCAUUACUCUAGUACACUGGACGCCGCCCGGAAGAUGUACAGGUCGGAAGGUAUUGGUGUCUUCUACUCUGGACUGGCGCCCGCCCUGCUCGGCCUCACGCACGUCGCGAUACAAUUUCCUUUGUAUGAGUACUUCAAGCAGAGGUUUACGGGUAUAGAAAUGGGCGGUACACCGAACGCAUCACAGCCUGCGUCCAACACUGCGGGUAUUCUGGCGGCAACGUUUUUGUCGAAAGUGUGUGCAACUUGUGCAACAUAUCCACACGAGGUCCUCAGAACACGCAUGCAGACCCAACUUCGCCACGCGCCUGUAGAAGGCAACGGGCAUGGCGUGAGUGCCUCUCACCACAGUCAAAGCAUAUCAGGCACAAAGAGGAUCGGUAAUACUGACGGCGUUGCUUAUCAGCCACGCUAUCGAGGUCUGGUGCAGGCGUUUCAUACGAUACUGCGGGAGGAGGGAGCAAGAGCGUUCUACAACGGUAUGGGAACGAACAUGAUCCGGGCGAUUCCCGCAGCAAUGACCACAAUGUUGACGUUUGAGAGUGUCAAGGGUGCCGUUGGGAGGUUACAAGAAGAAGGCAAGGAGCUCACGCAGGGCGGUAACUGA
Molecule: messenger RNA, 1215 nt
Organism: Fulvia fulva
Lineage: Eukaryota; Fungi; Ascomycota; Dothideomycetes; Mycosphaerellales; Mycosphaerellaceae
Product: Mitochondrial nicotinamide adenine dinucleotide transporter 1
Exons: 1
Coding region: 1-1215 (404 amino acids)
Biological process (GO): pyrimidine nucleotide import into mitochondrion
Cellular component (GO): mitochondrion
Molecular function (GO): pyrimidine nucleotide transmembrane transporter activity
Source: RefSeq, a predicted model, not a curated record